Melanotaenia boesemani (Boeseman's rainbowfish) is the source of this 1861-nucleotide messenger RNA. RefSeq names its product neuferricin. Bases 124 to 882 code for a protein of 252 amino acids. Lineage: Eukaryota; Metazoa; Chordata; Actinopteri; Atheriniformes; Melanotaeniidae. The transcript is spliced from 4 exons. Gene Ontology annotation, cellular component: endomembrane system; membrane. The record is from RefSeq and is a predicted model, not a curated record.
UGCUUGUUUGCGCACGCGCUGUGGUAUAUCUUGACGGAAACACCUGCGUCGUCACUGUUCAUUUCCACCAAAAGAAUGUGAGGUGAUGUGAAUGGACUUCAAAUCAGACAAACUCUGAGCAGCAUGCUGAGCUAUGCAUUGGUCGCGUUUUUCUCGGUUUUACUGGCAGUGCUUUUAGUUCCUUAUGAUUGGUCCGUUAAAUCAGUGACGGGACCAGUCCAGGGCCCCCCCGAGCGGCUCCUGAGCAGGCGCGAAUUGACACAGUACAACGGAGAAGAAGGCAGCAAGGGCCUUUACCUGGCCAUCCUGGGUCAGGUUUUUGACGUACAGAAGGGACACAAGCAUUAUGGACCUAAUGGAUCUUAUCAUUUUAUGGCAGGAAGAGAUGUUUCACUGGCCUUCAUCACUGGAGACUUCACAGAGAGUGGCCUGACAGAUGAUGUGUCCAGUCUGCCCCCACUACAAAUGGUGGCCCUUUAUGACUGGCUGGCCUUCUAUCAGAGGGAGUACCACAUAGUUGGGAAAUUAGUAGGCCGGUUCUAUGAUAACACUGGACAGCCCACAGAGGCCCUGCUGCAAGUGGAAGCCUCAUUAGCAGAGGGCCAGCAGAUGAAAGCUCAGUCUGAGGCUGAGAAGGUACGAUUUCCAGCCUGCAACUCGGAGUGGAGCACUGGCAGCGGUGGAAGAGUUUGGUGUUCUACUAAAAGUGGUGGAGUGAUACGAGAUUGGACAGGCGUCCCACGAAAGCUCUUCUCUCCAGGCUCCAGUGGUGUUCGAUGUGUUUGUGUUAAAGAUCCGUCUACAGCAGAGGAAGAUUCCAGCUUACAAAGAUACAGUGGCUGCCCUCCACAUGCUGAGUCAUGCUCUGUAGGAGAUGACUAGCCUCUGAGCAAACUUAGAAAUUAGACAUUUUCAAUUCAGCUUUUUAACACCAAAUCAAGGAAAACAAAAGUAAAAUCACACCAGUGAACAAUAAAAAAAAAACAAAAAAAAAAACACUCAAUUGUCUGUUUUUUAUGACCUUUAUGUAAAGUUGUCCUCCCUUUCCCUACAAGAAUACACCAGGAAGAGACAGACUAGAUAUCUGAGCAUACAGAUACAAUACAAUGUGCAUAAAAGAUUAAACAAUGUGCAUAAAAGGUUAACAGAGGCAAAAUUUAGGUUUGUCACAAUGACAAGCACAAACUGCAUUUAAGUACAAAACUGUUGUAGUGGUCAAAAAUAUCACACAUUUAUCUGUACAAUUUAACAAUACUUAAAGGGGCCCCACUACCUGGCCAUCCCUCUACUUACUCCACAUUCUCCCAAAUGAUCAGAAAUGUCAUGUAGUCUUGAUAAAGUGCACCUGUUAGGCUUAGAAAUUAAGAAGUGUUAAAUGUGAAGGGUGAAGACAAAAAGUUGUCAUGAGGCAACAUUGUGGGGACAAUGAUCAGAGCGAUGAGGCUCAAAAAUGGAAUGUUAUCAUUUGGUGACAGAUUUUAAAAAUUUGAUUUAUCAUUAUAACCAGGACAUAUAAAGGUUACAAAUUAAAUGACAUAUAGACAUAUGCAUAGGCAUAGUAGGCAUUUCUGUAACUGAGGACUGUGGAAAACAUUUAGUUUUAGUGGACCACAUUUAUUUUCCCUUGUGGAAAAACUGGCUCUUAGGUCCCAUUUCCUCAACCUUUUCAUGUAAACUCAACAUAUCCAUUUAUUCGGACUGAAGUGUCAAAUAAUCUACAAAGUACAGAGAGAAUCAGCCCCACUCAUUUUUGUUCAGUUGUGCCAUAUUUCGUGUAUGGAAAAGUACUAUGUCUAAAUUAAUUUAUUGGAACUCAUUUGGAAAUUACCUUUAAAAAAAGUUGAUAUGCUUUCUCAUUAAA